This is a messenger RNA of Lycium barbarum (goji berry), 1910 nucleotides long. Its product is annotated as protein pleiotropic regulatory locus 1. NCBI's taxonomy places the organism in Eukaryota, Viridiplantae, Streptophyta, Magnoliopsida, Solanales, Solanaceae. Gene Ontology annotation, biological process: mRNA splicing, via spliceosome. The coding region runs from base 149 to 1591 and encodes 480 amino acids. The transcript is spliced from 17 exons. Gene Ontology annotation, molecular function: protein binding. The record is from RefSeq and is a predicted model, not a curated record. Gene Ontology annotation, cellular component: catalytic step 2 spliceosome; precatalytic spliceosome; Prp19 complex.
GCUCUGCCAUCUUUCCAAAGAGGCUCUUGGUGGAGUUACCGCGAAAUCAACUCUACUGAAGGUGUGGAGAGAGGUUAGAGAAAGAGCCCGAUAUCACAUCCCAUCGGCGCAAUACUCGUCCGGCAGAAGAAGUGUGUAAGUGUCUCUAAUGCCAGGGCCAACAAUGGAAUCUGAAGUGCCAGUGGAGCCACAAUCCCUCAAGAAGCUUAGCUUCAAGUCCCUUAAACGAUCUCUUGACCUCUUUUCCCCUCUCCAUGGUCACUUCCCUCCUCCCGACCCUCAAAGCAAGAAAAUUCGAACGAGCUAUAAGCUAAAUGUUGAGUAUGGAGGGAUAAAAGGCACAGCAGCCCAACCAUCUUCUAAUGCGAAAGUGGCUGCGCAGAAUCAAGCUCAACAAGCUUCUGCACCUUCAAAUGCCCUAUCUCUUCCAGGUCCUGAAAAUACAAGAGACAAGGGAACCGGAAAUGAACUGGCUCUUGGUCCAUCCAUACCAGCGAAGGGCUCGACUGACGGGAAAAGUAGUGCUAUUGUUUCUUCCCACGGUUCAUCUGAAAGAAAUCUGUCAACUGCUGCAAUCAUGGAAAGAAUACCAAGCAGAUGGCCUCGCCCAAUAUGGCGUGCUCCCUGGAAAAAUUACAGGGUUAUCAGUGGCCAUUUGGGAUGGGUGCGAUCCGUUGCGGUGGAUCCUAGCAAUACUUGGUUUUGUACAGGAUCAGCCGAUCGAACUAUCAAGAUAUGGGAUUUAGCAAGUGGAAGACUGAAGCUCACUUUAACAGGGCACAUUGAACAAGUGCGAGGCCUUGCUGUUAGCCACAAACACACAUACAUGUUCUCAGCUGGUGAUGAUAAGCUAGUUAAAUGCUGGGACCUGGAACAAAAUAAGGUGAUCCGCUCCUAUCAUGGCCACCUCAGUGGUGUUUAUUGCUUGGCUCUUCAUCCAACCAUUGACAUCUUGUUCACUGGGGGUCGCGAUUCUGUCUGUCGGGUUUGGGAUAUUCGUAGCAAGAUGCAAAUUCAUGCUCUAUCUGGACAUGAUAACACUGUUUGUUCUGUUUUCACCAGGCCGAUGGAUCCACAGGUUAUAACCGGCUCUCAUGAUAGUACCAUUAAGCUCUGGGACCUUAGAUAUGGUAAGGCAAUGGCAACCCUAACACAUCACAAGAAAUCUGUUCGAGCUAUGGCUCAGCAUCCUUCGGAGGAUUGUUUUGCUUCUGCAUCAGCAGACAACAUAAAGAAAUUCAGCCUUCCAAAAGGAGAAUUUAUGCACAACAUGCUCUCCCAACAGAAAACCAUAGUCAAUGCGAUGGCGGUUAAUGAUGAUGGUGUAAUGGUCACAGGAGGUGACAAUGGAAGCAUGUGGUUUUGGGAUUGGAAAAGCGGUCACAAUUUCCAGCAAGCUCAAACUAUUGUUCAACCUGGGUCGUUGGACAGUGAGGCUGGCAUCUAUGCUCUCACCUAUGACGUAACUGGCUCAAGGCUGAUCAGUUGUGAAGCUGAUAAGACCAUCAAGAUGUGGAAAGAAGAUGAAAAUGCGACCCCAGAAACUCAUCCACUUCACUUUAAGCCUCCAAAAGACAUAAGGCGUUUCUAGUUACAAUUGCAGUUCAGAAAGCGUUUUAGGAAAAACCCUUUGUAAUACAUACGAAUCGAACUUUUUGUUCGGGUCUUUCAGAGCUAGACUGGCCCGAGAAAGGCACCAUUUCAGAGUAGUUGGUGUUGAUUCGUUUGCCUCUUUGUAUUCACCAUUUAUUUUUGUGCUGACCUAGCUGAUCUUUACGGUGAGUUGAGAUUCUAUUGAUGUAUAAAUAGAUACUUUAAAGUAAAUGCAAGGAAAUUAGUGGGUAUUUGUAUGACUGAAGUCGUAUCUGUAAGAAUAUUUUUCGUGAGAAAGUUAUUUUCCGUUGUCUUUU